UAUCUUCCAACUCCAAAGUCAAAGAACCCCAAAUAGUGAAAAUCCUUCCAUCCACUUCACGUUGAGCUUCCUUCUUUGCAAUUUCAAGCCACUGUUCAACUUUGUAAUUAUAUAUUAGUCUUACUACUCCAAUACAAUUUGAGACUCUCUUUCUAGAUGGAAACUACCACUGGAAUAGAUGUGAAGAUGAUGGUCAACGAUUCUCUGAUUGUGCCAGUGGCACCUCAAAAGAAAGGUAAAAGCACUCCCCAUACAUGCACUCCUCCUAAAAAGCAAAAAAGGACAAAUUCUUCAGAUCCCGAUUCUAAGCCUGGUAAUACUGGAAGAGAAACAUCUCAGAUUUGGAAUCACUUUAUAAAAUUUAUUGAUAAAGGAGGCAAACGUAGAGCAAAAUACAAUUAUUGUGUAAAAUACUUUGCUUCCGAGACCAAGACUAAUGAAACUUCUACUUUGUGGAAUCAUUUAAAUUUGAUGUGUCUUAAAUCUCCCUUUAGAUUUGUUGAUAAGAAGCAAUCUACAUUGAAAUUUAUACCUAUCCAAGAAGGGGGACAAGAAACUGGUAAAAGUUCUAUUGAAAGGGUGGUGUAUAAUGUGGAGGAUAUUAGGAGGGCAAUUGCCGGAUUUGUUAUUAUUGACGAGCAGUCAUUUAAAGUUGUUGAGGAAGAAGGAUUUAAAAAGUUAAUGGCUAAGGCUUUGCCUAAUUUUGAAUUACCUUCUCGUGUAACUGUGGCUAGAGAUUGUUUGAAGAUUUAUCAAGAGGAGAAAGAAAAACUGAAAAAACUUAUCAAGAACCAACAUGUAUAUCUUACUAGUGAUACAUAAUCAUCACUCCAAAACUUUACUUAUAUGGUUGUCACUGCCCAUUGGAUUGAUGAUGAAUGGAAUAUACAAAAGAAGAUACUUAACUUUUUCCAAACACCAGAUCAUAAGGGAGAGACUAUUGCUAAGGGUAUUGAAGCUUGUAUGUUAGAGUGGAGUAUUGAGAACUUGUUUACAGUGACGCUAGAUAAUGCAAGUGUGAAUGAUGCUACUAUUAAGCAUUUGAAGGCACGUAUUGAUGACUAGAAAGGAGUAAUAUUGGGAAAUGAGUUUUUACAUGUUAGAUGUAAUGCACAUAUUUUGAACUUGAUUGUAAAAGAUGGAUUAGAUGAACAAAUUGAGCCCAUUUAUUGUAUUAGAAAUGCGGUAAAAUAUGUCAAGUCUUCAUCUUCAAGGUUUGCUUCUUUCAAGUCGCAUAUUGAGAAAGUUAAGAUAGACAAUCAUGGUCUUUUGAGUCUUGAUGUUGAGACUAGGUGGAACUCUACAUAUACAAUGUUAGAUACAUCUGUAAAAUUUGAAAAGGCUUUUACAAGAAUGUACGUGGAUGACCAUACGUACCAAAAGUAUUUUCGAGAGGUAACAAAAGGACAUCUAUCUGGUGAUGAUUGGAAGAUUGUGAAAGCUUUUAUCAUGUUCCUUAAUAUUUUUUACCAGACCACUUUAAAAUUUUCAAGAAGCUUAUAUGUUACUUCGAAUGCAUUCUUCCAUUAAUUUUUUAAUGUUCGAAAUGCUAUUAUAAAGUAUUCUUAUAGUGGAGAUCUUAUUUUGAUUGAUAUGGCUAACAGGAUGAAAGGAAAGUUUGAUAAAUACUGAGGGUAAGUUUGAGAAUUUGAACAUGUUAUUGUUCAUUGUUGUUGUAUUGGAUCCCAGAUAUAAGAUGAAGUAUGUGAACUUCAUUCUUAGUAUAUCAUAUAAUCCUUUGGUGGGAAAAUUGAAAUCAGAUCAGGUGACAGGUGCUUUGACUCGUUUAUAUGAUCAUUACAAUAAUUCUUUCUCUGAAUCUUCUAAUGACAAUUCUAGAGGUGAAACUAGUAUAGUGAGUGAAGUUGGUGAUAUUUUGCUAUCUCGCUGGGCGAAACAUUUGGAAGAUGAGGGAGAUGUUGAGAAAAAAUCUGAGCUUGAGAAAUACUUGACGGAUAAUGUGGAGAAGACCAAGGAUUUAAAUAUCUUGGCUUGGUGGAAAGCUUCAUCUAGUAAAUAUCCAAUUCUUUUAAAAAAUGGCAAGGGAUGUUCUUUCAAUUCCUAUUUCUACUGUUGUAUCUGAGUCAGCUUUUAGUACCGACGGUCGAAUUCUCGAUUCUUACCGAAGUUCUUUAUCACCAAAGACGGUAGAAGCUCUUAUUUGCACUCAACAAUGGAUAAAGUCACCUAAGGAAUACAACCUUUAAGACUAUCUAGAAGAAAUUAAAAAGAUUGAGCAAGUUGAAGAAGGUAAUUUUAUAUAUUUAAUUUGUAAUGAAUUUAAUUCUAUCUUUAUAUUGUUUAACAUGUAACUAUUUU
Messenger RNA from Nicotiana tabacum (common tobacco), 2319 nucleotides. The record is from RefSeq and is a predicted model, not a curated record. Lineage: Eukaryota; Viridiplantae; Streptophyta; Magnoliopsida; Solanales; Solanaceae.